UUACGUGGCUAAUUCGAGUCCAACUCGCCACUCGGUUCUGUUUACACUUUUCUCAGAGCAAGAAAAUAUCGGUGUUACCCCUCAGGCUUUUGCAAAUUAUUUAUGUGGAAUUUGAAAACGAAAAACAACAAUUGAAGCUGGGACUGCGUUCGAGCAACAAAGUGGCGGGAACAGAAGUGAAGAUCAGCCCAGAUAUGUCUACUGCAAUCACAACGAACGGUCACAACACCAGUACAGAAGAUUUUACGAAACAUGUUUUUGGUGGUCAGGCAUCCUCUGAACAAGUUGUUGAAGAAUCAAAAACAUGUGGAAAAAUCCUGACGAUCUUAUCAUGGGUCGUGGUUAUUCUCACCAUGCCAUUUUCGCUUAUGGUCUGCUUUAAGGUGGUCCAAGAGUACGAAAGGGCAGUGAUUUUUCGUCUUGGACGACUUCUAUCAGGAGGGGCCAAAGGGCCAGGUAUAUUCUUUAUUCUGCCAUGUAUUGACGCCUAUGCUCGAGUUGAUCUGCGUACACGAACUUAUGACAUUCCUCCACAAGAAGUAUUGACAAAGGACAGCGUGACCGUCUCUGUGGACGCGGUGGUGUACUAUCGUGUGUCGAAUGCCACGGUGUCGAUUGCCAACGUGGAGAACGCUCACCACUCGACCAGAUUACUAGCUCAAACCACCUUGCGGAAUAUAAUGGGUCAAAGGCCGUUACAUGAAAUCCUAAGCGAACGUGAGAGUAUUUCCCAGCACAUGAAGGCCCUGUUGGACGAGGCUACGGACUCUUGGGGAAUUAAUGUCGAACGCGUCGAAAUUAAGGACGUCCGUCUACCUAUUCAACUACAAAGAGCCAUGGCCGCCGAAGCUGAAGCUGCUCGUGAAGCACGCGCCAAAGUCAUCGCCGCUGAGGGAGAACAAAAGGCUUCGCGGGCUCUUCGUGAAGCUUCCGAAGUUAUAGGAGAUUCGCCAGCUGCGUUGCAACUACGUUAUUUGCAGACGCUGAACACUAUAUCAGCGGAGAAGAAUUCAACCAUAGUAUUUCCUCUACCGAUUGAUAUGCUAACAUAUUUUGUUAAGGCCAAGGAAGCUGCUGGACACAACUUAAUAUAAGAUUCACCAAAAUUGUUAUAUACAGAGCGUUUAGUUUUUGACUAGAUAUAGGCGACUGUAGGAAACGCGAAAAUCGGCAACGUUGCUUAGUCCACUAUCUUUGUUUAAUCGACGAACGACAAGAAUCACAUGCAUUAGCGUGGGAAGUGGAGACUGUCUGAUACUCGACGGUGUGCUGUGUUGCCAUUUAGAGGCCGUAUAUCUGAUUUAAAUCUAAACGGUCUGUAUCAUUGCCUGAAUAAUUUAUAUAAGUAAAGUAAGGUGGAGGGUAUAUAGUAUAGGAGCAAUAGCUAAGUCACCUUGGUCUUGUUUUAAUUCUGAUGGAUCCAUUAAGGAUUUUUUAUGUUUUUUCUGCUGAUAACGAAUGUCGAGGUUGCAUUUCGAUCCAAGUGGUCAAAAAAUUAUUGUUAUAAGCAAUUCGAUUGUUUAUAAGUUCUAGCUCGUAAACUAAAAGAGAUAAUAAAAUUCUUUUCAACUAAAAUGUUGUUCCUUGAACACCAACAAAGAAAAUGCCUGUUACUAAAGUUUAAUCCAAUAAUUAUGACUCGAGAUAUUGUAAAAUUAUUGCAAUAUUAUUGCAACAUAAGUAUUUUUAAAAGUUUUUUUCGAUGUUAGCUCGUCUUCUACGAAUGCAAAUGGUGUUUACAAAGGCCAGUCUUAAAGCUUAAUUUAUAGACUUCCAAACAAAAUUUGUUAAAUUACUUUAUCUUUAUUUCUAAGUUAUACCGGUUUGAAGUUGUAAUUUACUUCAAAAAAUUUAAAAUUAAUUUGUUUAUAAGAGUUUUAAGCAAACUUAAGUAACAAAUAUUUAUACUGAAUUAAUAGUAAUAAUAGAAAAAGUCAAAAGGAACAUUUUGAAUUAAGGGAAAGAUUCGUAGGUUUAUUUUUGGUCAAGAUAUCGAUAUUUUAAUAGCGCGCUGAGGCGCAAGACCGGUUUGCUACGAAAAGGUACGCGCGCGAACCGCUCGAUAUAAAGUAUAGUAAAUACAUACACAUUGUCUUCAUUUUUAAAAUGCUAACACUAUUUUCUUAUAUAAUUAUUAUAAUUAAAUCAUCACAAAUUAGAUCCCUCUCAUUCUAUUUACUUUUUCAUUAAAUUUUUGUAAUAAUUGAUGGAUACGACCGUUACUUGAUGGAAGUUCAUUUUAUAUAACAAUAAAACACUGAAAACGUUUGUUUUCUAUACUUCCACAAAAUUAAUUACAACUAUGUGACUACAGCUGUUUCGGCAGAGUGCCUUUCUCAAGUGAUUUAGAUUACUAUGGGUUUGUCUUUUUUAAGUCUUUAACUGAACUGGUUAAGAAGUGGGGAGCUGUUUGUCUCGAGUUGGUCAUUCAGAAUUAUAUCUGUAUUUUUCAAUUUAUUAAUUUCCAUAGAUUCUAAUAAAGAUAGCUUAAGGCCUUUAUUUUGAAUAUGCAGAAUGUGAAACUGUCCAUUAAAAGAAUGAAUAUGAUCUAAAAGGUGAAGUGCGUAUGCAGAAGUGUCUGUUUUUCUAUUGUUGAAAGCCCAUUUGUGGUCUGCUAUCCGUUUGUCAAAGGUUCUGCCAGUUUGACCGAUGUAAGUUUUCGGACAGUCACCACAAGUUAGUUUGAAAACACCACUCUGUAGUUGUUUUUUAUUUCGGCUCUUAUUGUUCUUAAAUUGUUCAUAUUACAUUAUACAUUUGCUCACAUUGUUAUUAGUUCUGAAAUCUGGUGUUAUUCCUUUCUUUUUUAUGUUUCUGGCUAUUUUUGUUGUUAUCUUGCCAAUAUAUGUGACAUAGCAGAAGGUUCCUUCUGUGGUGGUGGAUAGAGUAAUUUCAGGGCUUUCUUAUGGAGUUUUUGGUUUAAAAUGUUGUUAAGUGUUAUUUCGUUAUAGCCAUUGUUUUCUGCUAUUUGUUUAAUGACAAAAAAUAACUUCGAGAUAGAACUGAACAUCAUUAAACAAAUAGCAGUAAACAAUGGCUAAAACGAACAAACAAUUAACAAUAUUUUAAAUCAAAAACUCCAUAAGAAAGCCCUGAAAUUAUUCUAUCCACCACCACAGAAAGAAAGAAAGGAAUAACACCAGCUUUCAGAACUAAUAACGACUUAAGCAAAUAUAUUAAGAACAAUAAGAGCCGAAAGAGAAAACAACUACAGAGUGUUGUCUACAAAAUAAAUUGUGGUGACUGUCCGAAAACUUACAUCGGUCAAACUGGCAGAACCUUUGACAAACGGAUAGCAGAACACAAAAGGGCUUUUAACAAUAGAAAAACAGCCACUUCUACAUACGCACUUAUCCUUCUAGAUCACAAUCAUUCUUUUAAUGAACAGUUUCAAAUUCUGCAUAUUCAAAAUAAAGGCCUUAAGCUAUCUUUAUUAGAAUCUAUGGAAAUUAAUAAAUUGCAAAAUACAGAUAUAAUUCUGAAUGACCAACUCGAGACAAACAGCUCCCCACUCCUCAACCUCUUCAGUUAAAGACUUUAAAAAGACAAACCCAUAGCAAUCUAAAUCGCUUGAGAAAAGCACUCUGUCGAAACAGCUGUAGUCGCAUAGUUGUAAUAAAUUUUGUGGAAGUAUAGAAAACAAACGUUUUCAGUGUUUUAUUGUUAUAUAAAUUUUUUGUACUUAUUGAGAAAAAACAUGAAAAACUAAGAUUUCAGAAAUAUAACUCAAAAGCAAAUUGUUGAUAUUAUUAUUGCAAUUACUUAGAUAUUAAUUUCAGUUUCACAUGACAACAUCGGGAUACACUACAAAUCUCAGAUUUUUUAAAUAGGUUUUUAUAGGAAUCUUUAAAUUUACAUGGCGGUAUUGUGUAUCCGCAUGUAGGCAUUAAAAUUAAAACAGAUGUAGGCUAACUAGAUGGAGGAACUAAAAUUAGAAGGACAAAAAUAUUUCAUUUUCUAAACAAAUAAACUGUAAUAACACAUUACGAGACAAGGAUCAAGUGGUUCGUGUGCGCACCUUUUCGCUGCGAGCUGAUCUUGCGCCUCAGAGGGCGCUAUUAAAAUGUCGAUAUCUUGGCCAAAAAUAAACCUAUGAACAUUUUUUCAAUCUUACAAUUUCACUUUUCAAAUUUUUCUAUCAUGACUGCUAAGUCAAGUGUUUAUUGCCCGAAUUUGCUUAAGACCCAUAAAAACAAAAUGAUUUACAAUUUUUUUAUGGACAUUACGAUUUCAAGCGGGUAUAACUUAAACACAAAUAAAGAUAAAGUAGUUUAAUAAUUUUUUUUCAAGUGUAUAAAUUAAGCUUUAAAAUGAGACUUUGCAAAGCUCAUUGCAUACGUAGAAGCCGAGCUACGAUCGACAAAUCUUCGAAAAAUACAUAUUUUUUAACCAUUUUGCACUAAUUUUACAAUAUCUCGAAUUGUGGUUAUUGGAUUAGAGUUUAGUUAACGCCAUUUUUUUUACUUUUUUCUCAAUGAACAAAUUUUAUUUAAAAACAAUUUUUUAUUUCCUUGAGUUUACGAGCUAGAGCCUUAUAAACAAUAAUUAAAUUCAUUAUAACAGUAAUUGUUUGACUACUCGGAUCAAAAUCCACCCUCGAAAUUCGUACACAGAAGCCAAAAAUUUAUAAAAAAACUUAGGUGGACACAUCAUAAUUAAAACAGCCACUACCUAGCUUUAUCCCCUAGACUAAUAUGUUGAAAGUUUAUACGAAUUUAGUAUUAUUCGAAAAGUGUUACCACUAUUUAUAUCUCUCACAAGUAGUACCUACUCUGUUAUCACUCCUCCAUCUUAAAGUACUUAAUGUACUCAAAACAACCACAUAUGUAUGAUUAAGAAUUAUAUAUAUUGUACCUUUUGAGGUUAAGGCACAAAAAGAUUGAAGUUUAAAUAUUUAAAUGUACUUACUAAGUAUCUACACUCUAAGAGUAAUUUUUAAUGUUUUAGCACUUGUAAUACUCACCUAAAAUAUGCGUAGGUUUGUCAUAUGUAAAAUGUAUUUUCUGAAAUAAAUGUUUUCAUUUUAA
Messenger RNA from Diabrotica virgifera virgifera (western corn rootworm), 5027 nucleotides. RefSeq names its product band 7 protein AGAP004871. Gene Ontology annotation, cellular component: plasma membrane. The record is from RefSeq and is a predicted model, not a curated record. The coding region runs from base 195 to 1094 and encodes 299 amino acids. Lineage: Eukaryota; Metazoa; Arthropoda; Insecta; Coleoptera; Chrysomelidae. The transcript is spliced from 9 exons.